CCAAUGCUUUGUGAUUUUCUCGCUUCCACUUUUCGCUUUCUCAAAUUUGCAGUUUUUCUUUUUCUUUCAUUUCUUUCGUACCAUCUCAACACAUUUCUUAGUCACAUUUUAUCUAAUAAUCAACCAUGGAGGAUGCCAAAAUCGUUAUCAAGAGCGUCGACAUGAACGAGGCCAUGCAGCUUGAGGUCUCUGAAAUUGCCAAGCAGGCGUUCACCGAGUCCGUAGCAGAGAAGGAUAUUGCGGCAAGCAUCAAGCGCGAGUGCGACAAGAAGUUUGGCCCUACCUGGCAUGUUGUUGUCGGUCGCAACUUUGGCUCGUACGUGACCCACGAAACCGGAUACUUCAUCUACUUCUACUAUGGACACUUGGCUGUCUUGCUGUUCAAGUCUGGUUAAACUGUUCUCAUGGAAAAAAUCGAAGGACACCUUUUUUAUGACGCUUUUUUAAAAUCAAUAAUAAAACUUUUGUUUGUUUGUUUUUUGUUGUUCUGCGGGGUUCUACUGGUAAAUUUAUUUUCCUUUUGCGCCUUUUGAUU
Molecule: messenger RNA, 535 nt
Organism: Kickxella alabastrina
Lineage: Eukaryota; Fungi; Kickxellomycota; Kickxellomycetes; Kickxellales; Kickxellaceae
Product: dynein light chain LC6, flagellar outer arm-like protein
Exons: 1
Coding region: 126-395 (89 amino acids)
Biological process (GO): microtubule-based process; cilium assembly
Cellular component (GO): cytoplasmic dynein complex
Molecular function (GO): dynein intermediate chain binding; dynein light intermediate chain binding
Source: RefSeq, a predicted model, not a curated record